AUGAAGUUUUCGGCCGGUGUUCUAUGCGUGCUCCUAGUGCUAACAACCUUGGUCCACGCGGCGCCUAUCCGUCCGUUCGGCCGUACUCAGGGCCUGACCAACACGAUCUACACCGAGGAGGCUCCGGGGUUUGUACGGGAGGGAAGCGGACACGAGCCCGAUGGCCCACCCCCCGAAUCAAUAACGGUUCGUCCCGGACCUCAACAGUCCUCUCAGCUAGACCCUCAAGCACCAAUAACGGUUUGUCCCGCCUCGCAAAAGUUCCAGAGCAGAAUCAUGCUAACAGCCUUGUCCCACGCUGGACCUAUCCGUCCGUUCGGCCGUACUCAAGGCCUGAUCACCAACACAAUCUACACCGAGGAGGCCCCGGGGUUUGUACGGGAGGGGAGCGGACACGAGCCCGAUGACGGCGACGUGUUCAUCCGCCCCCGGCCCGGUACGGACACGGACACCGGCAACGAGGUGGAGACGAACGUGGUAGUCGGGCACGGACUGGCGGGCUUGUCCCCAGGCCAACAGUGCAGGGAGAGAUGGGGGCGAGCGCUGAUGGAAUGUUUCCAUGACUACCGCCGAGCCAUGAACGACCUUGGCGAGCUGCUCCUGUCUUCUGAAGGACAAACGCUCUUCUGUGGAGUACAGAUGGAGCUGUACCAGUGUUACCAGACCGUUCUGGACCAGCCCUUCUGCGAAUAUGACAACGAAAUCAGCACGCGGCAGACCAAGAUUCAAACAGACAUGCGAGUCAUCCAUCAGAAAUGCACCGGGUUCCGAUAAAACCGUGGUAAAAUGAAGGACUUUAACUUGUUGUCAACAAUGUACUGAGCACUUUUUAUAACAAUGUUAGGUUGUUGGAGUUGGGACCAAUAUUGCAAGAAAUGAUAGAACCAAGGAAAACUGCAGAAAAGAACUCGUUGUCAACUAAUUAUAUAACACAUUUUUAUAAUGAAGUAAUGCUGUGGAUGUUGGGACCAAUCACUUUUUGACUUACUCACCAAAUGACUUUUUUUUUAAAUUGAUAUUUCUAACUUUAAUGUCUUUUUGUUAUCAUUUAACAUAAGUACACUACCAAUACUUAUAUCACAUCUUACUGUGAUCUUAGUUGCAACUAAAAGAGUGAACCUAUAGUAAAGUCAAUUGAUGAACUCUUGACAUAAGACUACAAUUUACAUUCUGUAAUUAAAAGUUUCAGUCUCAUUGUUCUUUUUGUUUUUUGUUUUAAUUCGUGUUUGGUGUUGGACAUUGGACAUAUAUUUGCUGCUCCCAAAAAACUGUACUCCUUUAAUAAAUGGCAGACCAACUCCCCAAGCAAGUUAUCUGUCUAUUUGGCACAAGUUCUAUUCUUUCCAGCCGUCUCUGAUGAAGCCUGGUAGAGGUUGUAAGGAUACAGACACAAUGUUAGUAGGGCUCUGACAUGACAGGGCUCGAAA
This is a messenger RNA of Branchiostoma belcheri (Belcher's lancelet), 1427 nucleotides long. RefSeq lists its product as uncharacterized. The transcript is spliced from 4 exons. The record is from RefSeq and is a predicted model, not a curated record. Lineage: Eukaryota; Metazoa; Chordata; Leptocardii; Amphioxiformes; Branchiostomatidae. The coding region runs from base 1 to 774 and encodes 257 amino acids.